UGGUUUGUUCAUUGAAAAUCGAUGACCGAUCACCCAAAAUUGAUGCGGGUUUCGACUCAACCGGUGGCAAGCUGUGAGUUGGAACCAUGGCGAGACCUGAGAGGCACGAUCGUGAUGGUUACCGGCGCAUCAUCCGGCAUCGGCUGGGAAUUCUGCAUCGACUUGGCCAAAGCCGGUUGCAAAAUCAUUGCCGCCGCCCGUCGAACCGACCGGCUCAAGGCUCUGUGCGACAAAAUUAACAAUUUGGAUAUCUCCGAUGAUCAGGUGAGGAACGAGAACAACGACGUCCAAGCAGUGGCGGUGGAGCUUGACGUCAGCGCCCAUGGUCCUUCCAUCGAAGCCUCUGUGCUAAAAGCUUGGAAAUCUUUUGGCCGUAUCGAUGCUUUGAUCAACAACGCUGGUAUUAGAGGUCCCGUGAGAUAUACGUUGAAUUUGUCGGAAGAAGAUUGGGAGAGAACGUUUAGAACAAAUGUAACAGGAUCGUGGUUGGUAACGAAGUAUGUUGGCCUACAAAUGCUUGCUUUUAAUCAAGGAGGAUCCAUAAUCAAUAUCUCAUCUACUGCUGGUCUUAAUCGUGGUCAUCUACCUGGAGCUCUUGCAUAUGCUUCUUCAAAAUCGGCCCUUAAUACCAUGACAAAGGUAAUGGCAAUGGAACUUGGUCGACACAGAAUAAGGGUGAACUCGAUAUGUCCUGGGAUUUUCAAGUCCGAGAUCACGGUGGAUCUCCUGCAAAAGAAAUGGCUAAAAAACGUGGUUUCAAAAACGAUGCCGUUGAGAGAAUUGGGCACCACUGACCCAGCCUUGACAUCGUUAGUUAAGUACCUAAUUCAUGGCUCAUCCGAUUACGUGACUGGUAACAUAUUCGUUGUAGAUUCGGGAUACACCUUAGCAGGUGUUCCAAUAUAUUCGUCACUGUGAACCAACUCUGUUACGUCAUGCUAGUUUACGAUACUUUAUGAAAGUCCGUUAUACUGGUUCACUAGCCAAAUCAGAGGAAAGUAUGUCAUUUAUGCUAAAUGUUCUAUGGAAUCUUUUGCAAGAAGAGUAUCACGCGAUCCUUGGGGAACCCAUACUGUACCGGUCCUAUGAUCAUCAGCGGAAG
Molecule: messenger RNA, 1102 nt
Organism: Cynara cardunculus var. scolymus (artichoke)
Lineage: Eukaryota; Viridiplantae; Streptophyta; Magnoliopsida; Asterales; Asteraceae
Product: 3-oxoacyl-[acyl-carrier-protein] reductase FabG-like
Exons: 3
Coding region: 22-918 (298 amino acids)
Molecular function (GO): oxidoreductase activity
Source: RefSeq, a predicted model, not a curated record